Styela clava is the source of this 1999-nucleotide messenger RNA. RefSeq lists its product as uncharacterized. NCBI's taxonomy places the organism in Eukaryota, Metazoa, Chordata, Ascidiacea, Stolidobranchia, Styelidae. Gene Ontology annotation, cellular component: nucleus. The record is from RefSeq and is a predicted model, not a curated record.
CGAAUAUGGGUAGCAUUUGCGCAUGAAUUUGUGUUCCGUAUGCAGCUGUUGUUUAUGUUAUGAAUAAUCGUUCUCUGAAUUCGGAACUGAAAUCAUUGCAAAAUUAUUGCCUUUCACAUGUGAGCAAUUUUUCGUGGAUCUGGUUCCAUUUUGCCCGAAUUUUCAUAUUUUUUAAGUGACUAUACGAAAGUUACGCUGUCUUCGAAGCACUUGCGUCGUGUUUUCUGAAAGUAUUGCCGGUUAAUUUUGAGCUCCGUAAAUCGUUUUCCAUUCUGAAUAUUUUGCCCUCGAAGGCAUUUCAUAGUCCAGUUCUAUGGCGCUUUUAGAAUGUUAUUAUUAAAACUACUAAUCGCAGAAUAAUGUCGCUCGUAGGGUAUGAUGUUAGUAGCGGCUCAGAAAGCGAAAACGACGAUAAUGAGACACCUGUGCCAGCAAUAUCGACUCCAUCAUCAGCAGAUAGCCAUACCAGUUCAACAUUGAAGCUAUCUAGCAUUUUACCAAAGCCCAUAGGCAAAGAAGGUCCAACUUCAUUAUUUAGCAGUACUCCUGUAUCAUCAAAAAAGCGAUCCAUCAGGAUCAGUGCUCCAGAAAUACCGGUUUUAGACUCUGAUGAUUCUGACAAUGAAUCAGAGAUUGGUCCACCAAAAAAGAAACUCCAACCGAGCAAAACUAGAUCAGGACUUUUUGCAAAACUGCCUCCUCCUGUAAAUGCUAUUUCUACAGGAAAACAUUCAAAUACAUCUUUUGUGCCAUAUGUAUUCUCUAAGCCGAAAAAGGAUAUUCCACCCCCCAAAAAACUGACAACCACAUCUACACAAAAUGACGACAACAAGACAGGUAGUAGUACUACGUCAAGUACAGUCCCCUCAAUUGCAGAGAUUCGGCGACGGAGCUCUCAAGCAGCUGCUAAACUCCUUUCUACAAAGGUUGCUGCUAAAACAUCAUCGGAUGAAAAUGACAGUGAUGAUAUUGCACCAGUUGGAUUUUUUAGUUAUGUUGAAAAAUUGCCAGAAAGCGAGAUACCCGAAAUUGACUUACCUGAGAUAGAUACUGAACCUGAAUUAUCUGAGGCACCAGACUACAAUUAUAAUCACCCCGCACAAGACAAUAUUCCUUACCACACACAGUUUGAUGAACAAGAACCUAUGCCAGAACAAAGCGAUAUGGCAGCUGGUGAUAGUACUGAUGAAUUUUUGCGGAUUCAAGGCAAAAGAAAUCGCAAAGAGGAAAUAAAUUUUAUAGACAUUCGUGCAGAUGAUGCUCUCGAGGGAAACAAAGAACUAUUGCUCAAACAAAUAUCUGAAGAGAAAAAUAUGAAUCGGACUUCUCACAGUAAAAAGAAAACUAAUGCGCCGGGGGGUAUUCUUAAACGAAAACAUCAGCUCUCAUAUUUAGUACAUCAAGCUAAGGCAAGAGAAAUUGAGUUGAAGAAUUCCUGGGCACAAAAUAGAUUAACAAAGCAGCAAACACAGUCCAAGUAUGGGUUCUAACAACCUAUACAUUAUACGAUGUAAUUCUGCUUUUCUCUGCUAAAAUUUAACCAUAAUGUGACCUUUAUGAUAGUGUUGUACUUCGUAUUAUAUUUGGUAAAUCUGCAAUCUUCGACUUCUGUUGACCAAAGCGCUACUUAUGUUACGAGUUGCUCUCCAUCGAAGAUCAUGUCUGUUCUAUCUUCCAUUAAAUCACAUAACGAAGUUCUAAUGCAAUGUUGCUCUCUCAAUCCGAAUUUAUCGAGCCAUUUCUGUUUUUUACAACAUGUGGAUAGGAAGUCUUAAUUAAAAGUUGCCUUACCAAUAUGGUGAACAACUAGUAUUACCAGUUCAGUCAGAUAAUCAUUCCUGCCAGAUCCCAACCAGCAAUCUUGGAGUCCUCCCCUCCCUCCUGCUCAUAACCGUUGGGUUUUAAUCCUGUUUAGCAUAUUACAUUAGCGACAUCAAAUGUCAAGUCACUAACCAUCAUGUUCUGGUUUUGUACUUAAUUUUCUAUUCCUGCUUAUAUA